Aspergillus wentii DTO 134E9 is the source of this 960-nucleotide messenger RNA. Its product is annotated as zinc metalloprotease. The transcript has 2 exons. Gene Ontology annotation, molecular function: metallopeptidase activity. The record is from RefSeq and is a predicted model, not a curated record. The coding region runs from base 1 to 960 and encodes 319 amino acids. NCBI's taxonomy places the organism in Eukaryota, Fungi, Ascomycota, Eurotiomycetes, Eurotiales, Aspergillaceae.
AUGUUUCGACUUGGGGGCCUUCAGCUUCUUUUCAUCCUGACAAUCGCCACCAUCCAGUGUCAACACACGGUAUCUGGCCACCAUGCUCGUGCAUUCUGCGCCACUCAUGCGCCCAAUGAUCGGCUAAAAGCGGCACAUAAACAUUUGAGCGCAGAUGAGAUGAAUCAGUAUGUUGUUGGUCAUGAAAGCAGAGAGCGCGUGACUCCGAUUGAAAUAGAGACAUGGUUUCACAUCGUGAGUAGUGAGGAGGAAUCUGAAAUAGUCACGGAUGGCAUGAUUAAUGAGCAGCUCUCUUACCUGCAAAAUGCAUAUGAGAAUGUCACAAUAUCUUAUCGACUUGAAGGUAUCACUCGGUCAGUCAACAACACCUGGGCGCACAAUGCGGAUGAUCUGGGAAUGAAAGCCGCACUUCGCCGGGGAAGCUAUAGUACUCUCAAUGUUUAUUUUCAAACCAAUCUCCAGGCAUCCCAUGGUGCAGGAGCCCGAGCUGUCAAUCCCGAAAACAAACGCAAUUCUCAUGUUUCGAAUCAAUUAUCCUCCAGUGUAUUGGGAUUCUGUACCUUGCCUGAUCCCAGUGUUAAUGCAAGCAGCCCUCGAAGUGCUUACGUCAAAGAUGGUUGCAAUGUGCUUGCUAAAACGAUGCCUGGGGGAUCGUUAAUGCACUAUAAUCGGGGUGGCACUGCAAUCCAUGAAAUCGGUCACUGGAAUGGCCUUCUUCACACAUUUGAGGGAGAGUCUUGUUCACCAGAUAAUCCCGGUGAUUAUAUUGCAGACACCCCAGUCCAAUCUAUACCCACAGAUGGAUGUCCUGCUCGCAAAAAUUCAUGUCCAGAUUCUCCUGGUCUGGAUGCAAUCCAUAAUUUCAUGGAUUAUUCCUCUGAUGAGUGUUAUGAGACUUUCACCCCUGGUCAAAUGAAGAGGAUGAGAGGUAUGUGGUCAUCCAUGAGGGAGGGCAAAUAA